AUGAAAGAACUUCUUCGACGCGAUCAAAACUGUCCACGGUCAGCCAACCAAAGCUGCGCACGGUCCGUCAACCAAAGCAAAUGCUCCUCUCCUCAGCGCCGACGGCCGCACACUAAUUACGAGAAGACACAAGUUCUACAGCGACUGGCUAAGAAAUUCAGAAGCGUCUUCAAUCACCCCUCCACCAUCUCCGAUGCCGCCAUCGCUCGUCUGCAUCAAGGAGAGACUAACGAUGAACUCGACCUCCAGCCCUUUCUCCAUGAAACCAUCAGGGCCAUGCAGCAUCUCUCCAGCUUGAAAGCGCCCGGAUCGGACGCGAUCUGUACUGAGCUCUACAAGCAACCUGGGGUUGACAACCGCCGGCUAAACCAAACCAUCAUAUCUUCCUCCACCUACAUCACGCAACAUCACCAUCCAUCACAUGCAUCCAAUCGCCACCUCCCACGCAAGCGGGAAGUGUGCGUCUCGGUUCCGUCUCCAUGCUGCUUCUUUGCUGCAUGUGUGAUUUGA
Molecule: messenger RNA, 510 nt
Organism: Spirometra erinaceieuropaei
Lineage: Eukaryota; Metazoa; Platyhelminthes; Cestoda; Diphyllobothriidea; Diphyllobothriidae
Source: the annotation of a GenBank genome assembly